Molecule: messenger RNA, 399 nt
Organism: Dibothriocephalus latus
Lineage: Eukaryota; Metazoa; Platyhelminthes; Cestoda; Diphyllobothriidea; Diphyllobothriidae
Source: the annotation of a GenBank genome assembly
AUGAGUGAGCUUAUUGUCCUAUUUACUACCCAGAUAUACUAUCUAGAGGAUUGGCGCAAGUUCGAUUUUCUGCCCGAGGGCAGUGAUCCAUCUACCUUUGAAAUGCUCCAAAAAAUCCAAGCUCUUCAGAAACGUCUUAUUGCCAAGACUGAAGAGGUAGUCGAGAAGGAGAUUCAGAUCCAAGAGAAGGAGAAACUUUAUGUUGAACUGAAGCGCAUAUUAGCCCGCCAGCCCGGUCCAGAAGUGGCGGAACAAUUGAGCAUAUAUCAGGACAGUCUCAGAGGAAAAACAAAAACAUUGAAGGUGAGAUGGUCUCUCAGUGGUGACAUGCUACUAGGUUUAGUUUAUAUAUUUAUUUAUGCAAUUCCCUCCAGUUAUGUUUGUCGUCGGCAAGAAUGA